AACUGCAUGACACAUGGACAAAAACUCAAAUGAAUUAAAGACAGCAGCAACAUGGAUCAGACUGCCACUAGUGUAUGGCAUUCGGUUCUUUGCGUAUACUAACAAACUGAAGAAUGCUCAGAAAGAAAUAAUGGACCUGGAAAGAAAAAAACUUGCUAGAAACAAUUGGAAGUGUUGGGUAUGAUCAGCCCAUGACUGUUACAAGACACAACAGCAGUUAUAUGAAGGAUGAUAACGUAAAACUCAGGGCAUUAUUGUUCGAAGUCAUUCCAGAAGACAAGAUAAGCAAUGGAGUUAAAUUACAAGGCGAUAAAUUUUGGACAGUAAGGGAAAAAAACCCUGAUAAAAAUAAACAAUGGAAAAGACUAUUUGGGGAAGUGGUCAAUCUUCAAGAAAAAUACUUAAACAGCAGCUGGGUUGCCAUCUGUCAGGAUGCUGCAGUAAUAGAUCCAUGCUCCAGGCAGGCGAUUGGAUAAGGAGAUCUUCACAGUCCCCUUCAAAUUCUAUGUUCUAUUAUUCAGAGUAAAAGUACUAAAGAAUGUAUUAGAUACAUAUACUGAAUAUAUGAACAAAAUGAAGCAUGCUAAUAUCACUUACCUAUUCAAUUCUGCACUGGAAAAAAUUCCAGUACCUUUCCUGAAAAAUGAAUUUCUCCAAUUUACAUAAUUAACAAAGUGUAUGUAAAUUAAUUUGAAAUUUUGCCCCUGUUGGAAAGGGGCAAAAAAUACAUGGGGACAGCACAUUUAUGCCCAAAUAGUAUAAAAGCAAAUACUAUUAUAAUUAGAGGCAAAAAUGAGAUUAAAUUUUGAAUACUCUUACAAUUUCUCAGAAAGGUUUAACUCCAGCCAAAACCUGGUUAUUUAAAUUAAUGAGAUCAGUUUUUGCAACUAGAGUAUUGCACCUCAUUAUUAGAAAGCAGCUUUCACUGCAAAAAUGAACUACUGUACUAUUUACUGCCCAGCUAACUGGAGGGAAUCCAACACAUCUGAGUAAACAAUUAUUGAGAUAGAUAAGCUUUGAACUAAGGAACAGGACACUCCUAAUGCAUUUCAGCUAGAAAUAUUUCCUCCCACUUCCUUUUCUUCAAAAGCCUAACUUGCUGAUAGGAUUUGUUUUUAUUUAACAAUUAGGAGCCAGAAAUCACCUAUCAACAAAUACUAAUCUGUUCUGCCAAUCCUUGGUUUAUAAAAGAUAGUUUACAUUUAGUAUAGCAAGAGCUCCCCACAAAACCAGGAUAAAACAGAUACAAUAAAUCACACAAUAGGCAAUUCAAAUACUGAUUUAUUUUUACAUCUUUAAGUUACAUUAUAAUACCUGAUAGGUAAAAAAUUGAAAAACUGUUAUCCAGGAAGGUUUUUUAUGACUUAGUACAAAAGAGCAGUAUGUAACUCACUGUUUAGCAAAGUUUAAAUCACUGUUCAGAUUUAAAUGUUAAUGCUAAUUUAAAUUUUAAUGCAAACUUAAAAGUGUAAUGCUAUGUACAAAUGUUAAUCCUACUAAUUAAAAUGCAGUCCUCUACUAGUAAUAUAGCAGAUUUACAUCAAGAGUUCAUAAUCAUUAGUUUAUGCUUAAAUGCUCACAAGCAGGGAACAAAGCUAAGAGUUUUCAUCAGAUCACUGGUUUUACACAGCACACUAAGCUGAGCCAGUUUAUAGCUUGGAGGACUAUACGAACCCAGGCAAUUCAGUGAACCAGCAAUACAAAUGAUACAUCAAUGCCGGAAGUAUAUAGGUAGUCCUCAUUUAAUGACCAUAACUGGCACCAACAACUCAGUCUUUAAGUAAAGUGAAACUGCAAGUGUGAUUAUGAUCUUACUUCAGCUUUCUUUUGCUUUAUAGACCACAAAGCUACUUUUUCAUCACUGUCAUAAUUGCAAACAGGAAGUUACUAAACAAGAACUACUGUGAUGAUCAUCAUCAUGUUAUUCAUGUCUGACUGCUGUAUUACUUUUCAAUACAAAAGUUUUCCCCCCACUAAAUAAAAUCUACCACUAUUAACUUUUCAAAAGCUUUCAGGUUGUCCUUUUUAAUAAACUGGGUUGCUUCUUAUAUUAACAUGAAAAUGUUACAGUAGAACCUCUGGUCACGAACGCUUCUGACCACAACUAAAUCUGACCAAAAAAUUCACAAAAUUUUUGAAUCUGGUCAUAAACACAAACUCCAGUGGUGAUCAAACACGACCCCUGAACCAGAAAUUCCUGAAGACGAAACAUUAGAAGAUGAAGAAAUUGCCAAAGUUAUGGAACAAAUUAUGGCCGUGACCAGAGGUUCUACUAUAUUUGGGAUCCAAUUAUCAAUCACUGAACUUCCAUGAUGGGUUCUAUGGGAGCCACUAAACUGAAAUUCAAUCCUUGGAAUGCUUUGUAGAUUUCUUUGCAAAUAAAGUGUCUAGAUGGCUUGCACUCUUCAAAGCAUCAAAAUGUGAUUCUAAAACCCAGUUUAUUAGCAGAGGUCUUAAUAAAGUAAGCUGUACAUUUAAUAACUGCACCAUAUCCCUUCCUAGACCAAGACCAUUAAACUGGAUUCAUGCACACUAAAAGCAAUGUAUGAUUAAUUAUUGUAAUAUAAGUUUUUAUUGUCGUGGAGAAAUUACCUCUGGUGCCAUUCUUUUGCUCUGAUAUGUUUUAUUUAUAUUGUUUUAAACUGAAAGAUCCACGCUGAAAUGGAAAAUGAAGGGCUAGGAAAAAGCUGUUAAUGUUAAAACUAUAACUAAAAAUUAAGCUUAAACACAAAUUUGUAACUAACAAAUUUUACUGGUAUAUUUAAUUAUACAAAAUACUACAAAUUCAAUGCAUAAGUCAGAAGUGAACUAUUUAAAUUUUCAUAGACCCUCUGUAUUUGUAAUGAAAUCAGUAGUACUGAUCCAGGGAAAAUCAUAUGGAUUUGUAAAUCUGAGACUAAAUUUCAAUAAUUUAUUCCUUUCCCCCCUUUUAAUGCUUUACUUAUAAUUAAUAAAAGACAACUACCUGAAACAAAAAUUGAACAUACAUAACAUUAGAUAUUAAAGCAUACAACUAUUUCAAGAGAACCUUUUCCCAACUUUAAAAUUACAGGUUCCCAUCAGGAAAUCCAGAUCAGACAGACAGACAGACCAAUACUGUUUGUGUUAAUGUUUAUUAAGAAGUUAAGUCUUUACUCCUACACAUGCUAACCUCACUGUAACUUACUAAACUCAAAGGACUAAUUUCUGAGCAAUGUGUGUAGAAUCACAUGCAAUUUUUUCUUCAAUAUAAAUACAAAGGAGAAGACCUGAUUACAUAUCUGUAAAACAAAUAGAACAAAAAAUGAAGUAUAACCUCCACAGCCUAGUAAAAAAAUGAAAUAGCUGCUUAAGCAAUAAGAGAAAGCAACUGACAGAAAUCAAAGCAAGUUCAGAGAUUUAGAAAUGCUUAGAACAAAUUCCCCACUUUUCUGGGAAACGACAUCAAGCUACCACAAUCCUAUUCAUAUUGAACCUUACUAAAUGAGUCUCUCUUGUGAGAAAACCUACUGCAUACAUUAUUGUUAACUUCAGAGCUCAUUUACUUUGGUACAGAUCACGCAAUUAAUACAUCACAUAACCAUUAAUCUCACUAUCACUUUGCUUAAAGUUCAGGGUUUUUUAUAAGAAAUUAAAUUCCAGCAGUUUGAUAUAUUUCAUAUUUCCUACUAUGAAACACCAUACAAUACUUUAUUUCAAGCUACAGAAUUACUGCUAUCCAUCAAAGAAAUAAGUUCACCAGCUAAAAGCAUGCAAUUCUGCCCUCUAAACCUAUUAAUGGAAUCUUCUUUGCACUGAGAUAAAUGUAUUGAGCUUCCUAAAAAAUCAACACAUUUCUCAUCAUAAGUCACGGGAUACACUUCAAAUAAGUUUACUAAGUUCAAAUCCAUGUUACUUGACCUCUGCACCGAGAAGUGGGAUUUAGUAUUAACUACUUAAAUGCAUACUUUAGAAAUACUCAGAUGCCAAUCGUUUUUUUUCAAGUUGUCAUCUCAGUGUCAUAAAGAGUCCAAUCAAGCCAAGGGCUACGCGCAGACGAUUAAAAUUAUCCCUCUUUUCUAACCCAAGUGCACCUUACUUCAGUUCUGGCUACCACUUCUCUCCCACCUGUAUCAGAGCAACGGAAGCCCAUUGACAAGAAGGGGAAGAACGGGGGCUAAGCUUUCAAGAACCAAAGCGCGCAGAAAUGGGACCCCUUCCCGUCGCCCCCUCCCGCAAGGAUUACUACGGCCGCAAAAAGCUCGGCGGCCGUGACGGCUCAGCCCAGCCGGUGAGGCCUGCGUCCCGCUCCCUGCAAGCGGCGCGCGCCAAUAGGCGAAGCCAAGCCAGCCAAGCAGGCGGCGAAGGAGGAAAGCGGGGGAGGGGAGGCUCCUGCUGCUGUUGCCGCCACAGCGCUCGUCGCCGCCUCCCCCCCCUCCCCCCGUCUCUCCCCGGCGGGGGCUCCUCGCUACAGCCUCUCUGCUCCGCUCUCGGUCAUGUGACCCUAACGUAACCGGACAGGAAAAGCCGCCGCCGCCGCCGCGCUGACUCCGUUGUUGGCGCUGCUGCUGCUGCUGCUCCUCCUGGGCUGGCGGAGACCGCGGCCCCCCCCCCCCCCCCCACAGCGCGCGCCAGAUUUUAAAAGAUGGAUUUGGCCAACCAUGGACUUAUUCUUCUACAGCAGCUUAAUGCUCAGAGGGAGUUUGGUUUCCUGUGUGACUGCACAGUUGCCAUUGGUGAUGUGUACUUUAAGGCACACAAAUCCGUCCUUGCCUCUUUUUCCAACUACUUCAAGAUGUUGUUUGUUCAUCAAAGCAGUGAAUGUGUCCGUUUGAAGGCAGCUGACAUACAGCCAGAUAUUUUCAGUUACCUCUUGCAUUUGAUGUACACUGGAAAGAUGGCACCUCAGCUCAUAGAUCCUGUUCGACUCGAGCAAGGGAUAAAAUUCUUGCAUGCAUACCCACUGAUCCAGGAGGCCAGUCUUGCCAGCCAGGGAAACUUUGCACACCCAGAGCAAGUUUUCCCAUUGGCCUCAUCAUUAUACGGUAUUCAAAUUGCGGAUCACCAAGCAAGAAAUCCCACAAAGGCCGUGACAGCACCUGACAAGCCUUUGCGAGAAGCACGGCCCCAGCUGUCAAGAGUGAACCAAGAACAGGUCCAUGAACCCUCCCAAAUAUCGCAAUUAUCCCAGAUACCACCUCCAAGUUUGCCUCAAGUGCCCCCAACAAAUAUUGCUCCCCCUGACCCACUGCAGUCUUCAUUGUCUCCCGAGUUAGUAUCAGCUCCUUCUCAUCCUUCUCCUGGAGAUGAAACCAACAUGGAAGCAUCUUCCUCAGAUGAUCAACCUGCCUCUCUCACAAUAGCGCAUGUCAAGCCAAGCAUUAUGAAAAAAAACGGAAGCUUUCCCAAAUAUUAUGCCUGCCACCUUUGUGGUCGACGUUUCAAUUUGCGAAGUAGCUUGCGUGAGCAUCUCCAGAUUCACACAGGUGUGCCCUUUGCGUCCAACCAGCAUGGGGAAAGUAGCAUUCCCUUGUCCCUGUGUAAUAACGCUCCUGAUAAAGAUGCUAUGGAAGCGACUGAAGCCGGAAUGAUCAGUGAUAGUGAGCUGCAGCAGAUCUCAGAUUCACCCAUAAUUGAUGGGCAACAGCAAGCAGAAACCCCUCCGCCCUCAGAUAUUGCUGAUAUUGACAAUUUGGAGCAAGCAGAUCAAGAAAGAGAAGUGAAAAGGCGGAAGUAUGAAUGCUCCAUUUGUGGACGUAAGUUCAUUCAGAAAAGCCACUGGAGAGAGCACAUGUACAUACAUACCGGCAAGCCUUUCAAGUGCAGUACUUGUGACAAAAGUUUCUGCCGGGCCAAUCAAGCUGCUAGGCAUGUAUGUCUCAACCAAAGCAUGGACACCUACACUGUGGUGGACAAGCAGACUCUAGAGCUCUGUACAUUUGAGGAAGGCAACCAGAUGGACAACAUGUUAGUACAGGCCAACAAACCCUAUAAGUGCAACUUGUGUGACAAGACAUUCUCCACGCCUAAUGAAGUUGUCAAACAUUCUUGCCAAAGUCAGAACUCAGUCUUUACUUUAGAAGAGGAAAGAUCCAUUCUGCUAAGUGGAGAUGCUGAAACUACAGAGAGUGAUCAUUCAGUUUUAGACUCUAUCAAAAAAGAACAGGAAGCAGUAUUGUUAGACUGAUCGUGAAACUUGGGUUUUGUUUUGUUUUUUUGUAACAAAAGGUUAUGUUUGUUUAUUCAUAUUUUUUAUUAAACUUAUCUUCCUCCUCCCCCCCCCCCCAAUAACUUCAUUUGACAUGAAAGGAAGUCUUUUCCCAGUAAAAGCCUAACAUUAAUAAAGGGUAUUAUAUCAAAUUAUAACUAUUGAUUUUAAUGAUAAGAAAGAAUAUAUGUUCCUUAUCUUGGAAACUAUGCUACAAUGAUAAAUGGCUCAAUGACAGGACUGUAAACAUUUGAAAGAUUGUUUAAUUAUAUGCUUGAAUGCACUGAGAAAGUGAGAAGAAAACUAUGUUGGUCAAGUUUCAAUUGUUUAUUCUCAAACCUGAUUGUUAGAGGAAGAUUAGUUAAGGAAAUUGAAUUCCUAAGUGAAAUGCCUAUAGUUAUGCCUAUUAGUCAUUUUACAAAUGCUCAAAAAAUCCUUUAAUAGAAGCAAUUCAUUUUUUUACCCAACACGAUUUUUGACAGAUGUUUACGUCCAACUCAGUCCGCUGAUAUUAUGUCCAUUCACAAAUAAGAAUAUGAUCCUAAGCACAGGUGAGUUGGGGGUAGAUCCUAUCCAUGGUGCUCAAACUUUUAAGCAAAAUGUGUUUAGGAUCAUAUUUCAUUAAAAGAGCAGUAAUAAUGUGAUGGCAAUCAUUUUAUAUGCAUAAUGUGUGUGCCUGUGUGCGUGCACAAGUGUAUAUAUUUCAGGCAUGUAUGUACUGCAUGCACCCUUUUCAAAUUGAUUACUUUUUUGAAUAACUGAACUGUUUUUAAUAUCAGUAAAAAUACGCUUUAGAAGCGUAUUUAAAUUACACUGACCAUAUGACUAUUUAUAUCUCAUUGAAUUGAAACGAAUAAUGUUGAAAUUUAUUGCUCAAAACCUGAAGGAAGUGAAUUAGAAGAUCUCUACAAAGUAGUCCUUGUACCCAACUCCCUAUGGGAGUAACCGUUUUCAGCCUGUUUUUGAGAUACAGAAAAGAAGAAAAACAAUCAAAGCAAUUGUCUGAAUUUACCUGAUCAGAUCAAAAUUAAGAGAAAGGGAAGCUGACCUUACUUUUUAAUUACUAGCAUCAUUUUAUAACAGAACAAAAUAGAAGAAUGACCAAAUUUAUCAUGGUUGGUUUUCAGGUUAAAGUGGAACUUCUAGUGGCAUCCUCUCUUCUUUGUAUGACAUUUUCUUAGGUUCCAGUCUGGCAAAAUAGGCAACAAAUAAAGGGUUGUACAGUCACUUUGCUACGGACAGUCUAUCCACCAUUAAAAAUCAGGUUGUUGAUUUUUAUUUUUAAUAUAUAAAUAUAUGGAUAUUCUCCAAUAGCCUAAAAAAAACCUAAAUUGACAAGAGUUUUCUAAAAUCCCACAAAUGCAGGCAAGUAUUUUGAUGGGGGAGAAAGGGGAGCAGAUAUUGCUCUGCUCUUGUAUACAUGUUUUGUUUAAGUAUCAUCUUUUUUGUGUCUAGAUAUGUUCUCCAGUUUGUAAGUUUUUAUACUUUAUUUCACAGAAUA
Notechis scutatus (mainland tiger snake) is the source of this 7667-nucleotide messenger RNA. RefSeq names its product zinc finger and BTB domain containing 2 (gene ZBTB2). The record is from RefSeq and is a predicted model, not a curated record. Gene Ontology annotation, cellular component: nucleus. Gene Ontology annotation, molecular function: DNA-binding transcription factor activity, RNA polymerase II-specific; protein binding. Lineage: Eukaryota; Metazoa; Chordata; Lepidosauria; Squamata; Elapidae. Gene Ontology annotation, biological process: regulation of transcription by RNA polymerase II.